Molecule: messenger RNA, 2660 nt
Organism: Rhea pennata
Lineage: Eukaryota; Metazoa; Chordata; Aves; Rheiformes; Rheidae
Gene: WDR41
Product: WD repeat domain 41
Exons: 13
Coding region: 103-1473 (456 amino acids)
Biological process (GO): regulation of autophagy
Cellular component (GO): lysosomal membrane
Molecular function (GO): protein binding
Source: RefSeq, a predicted model, not a curated record
GCGCGGAGCCGCCGGUGACGGCGGCGGCGAGGGACGGUCUCGUCGCUGUCGCCGUCGCGGGUGGCCGUGCGGGGUGCGAGGGGCGCGCCGGCGCGGCUGCCGAUGCUGCGGUGGCUGAUCGGGGGCGGCCGGGAGCCGCAGGGCCUGGCAGAGAAAUCAUCUGUACAGACCAUUGGUGAAGAACAAAUACAGAAUCCUUACACAGAGCUCCUUGUAUUGAAAGGUCAUCAAGAUAUAGUGCGAUUUCUAGUACAAAUAGAUGACUACAGGUUUGCUUCUGCAGGAGAUGAUGGAAUUGUAUUUCUGUGGAAUGCUCAGACUGGAGAGAAACUUUUUGAACUACAUGGACAUACACACAAAAUUACAGCUAUCACACCAUUUUCUUCGUCAGAUGCUUCUGGAGAAAACAAUCAAUUGAUAUUAACAGCAUCAGCUGAUAGAACAGUUAUUGUUUGGGACUGCAGUAGCGGCAAACAGAUUCAAAAAGUGUCAUGUUUCCAUUCUACUGUGAAGUGUUUGACAGUUCUUCAAAGACUGGAUGUAUGGUUGUCUGGAGGGAGUGAUCUAUGUGUUUGGAACCGAAAAUUAGAUCUCUUGUGUAAGACCAGUCAUCUUACUGAUGCAGGUAUCAGUGCAUUGGUUGAAUUGCCUAAAAAUUGUGUUGCGACAGCUGUUGGCAAAGAGCUAAUCAUUUUUAGGUUGAUUGAGAGACCUGAAGGUUGGAAUGUCCUUGAAGUAAAACGCCUUGUUGACCAUGAGGAUAACAUCUUGUCGUUGGUCAGUGUCAAUGAUUUGACUUUUGUGACAGGUUCUCAUGUGGGUGAAUUAAUAGUUUGGGAUGCACUUAACUGGACAAAGCAAGCAUCCGAGUGCAACUUCUGGGACUCUUCUCUCCGCACAGAUGCACAGCCAGAAAUAAAGUUAUCCCAAAGUCCAAAUGAAACUUCAGUUCAACACUUAACAUCUGAUGAGGAGUGUGUAUUUGCUGCUGUUGGGAAAGGCAUAUACGUAUAUAAUCUUCAAAUGAAGCGUAUGAUUGCCUGUCAGAAAACUGCUCAUGACUCCUCUGUACUGCACAUUGCAAAACUUCCAAACAGGCAGCUGAUAUCCUGUUCAGAAGACGGCAGUGUUCGCAUUUGGGAGCUCCGAGAAAAGCAGCAGCUACCAGCUGAGCCGGUUGCAACAGGGUUUUUCAACAUGUGGGGAUUUGGAAGGGCAAACAAGCAGGCAAACCAAGCUGCUAAGAAGACCCAGGAGAACACAACCACGUAUUUCUUGGAAUUGGUUGGUGAUUUGAUUGGUCAUUCAUCAGCUGUGCAGAUGUUCCUGUACUUUGGUGAACUAGGACUGGCUACAUGCUCCGCUGACCAUCUUAUUAUUUUGUGGAAGGAUGGUGAACGGGAAUCUAGACUCCGCAGUGUAACAUUAUUUCAGAAACUGGCACAAAAUGGUGGUUCACAACUCAAAUUCUAAUCACAACUCAAAUUCUAAGUUAUUUGAAUACAGGGUUAUUUUUGGUAUUGGGUACUUGAACAUUUGAAUACAGGGUAUUUGAAUACAUAAACUGGAUCUGCAUUAAAUGUGAGUGUAAAGAAAAGUCUGAACUACUAAGAAGUGAAUAUCAUUAAGGGUUACACUUAACUGUCAUAUGUUAAAUUGGUAUUUUUGUUAGUUGCUGCUAUUCUCAAAGGAGAAUUUUGCAGGUUAAAACUUGGCUUUUUCUGUCAGCAGAAGUGAUGUUCUCUUAAACCAAUGAAUAUAGUGAUGAUGAAUUCAAUAGUUUCUAAUAUUAUUUCUAAUGAUCAAAAACUUUAUGGAUGGAUAUGGAAAAUCAGAGUUGUUAACUGCCUUAGAUGGAUGGUAACGAAGAAGUUUGGGGGCAUUCCACACUUUUAUGUGCAGAAGGGAGGCAUGGAAGCAAUCUGAGGCUUCCUGUUUUAUGUAUUUUAUUUCCUAAAGCUAAAUUUCAGUCACUGAUGGCUCAGACUUAAAUGUCUCCAAAAAAGACUGUUCUCAAGUAGUUUUAAUGUUUGCAUUUGAAGUUGUUAUCCUGUACCAAAGGUAAGAGGAAGAAAGCACCGUGGGCAAUAUCAGUUUGUCAGGUUUUGAUAUUUUUGGUAAAAUGUAGUAGUAUAAAGAUACUGCUAGUUUGCAGCAGGUGCAGUUUUACUGUGGAUUAGUCUGCAGUAGAGUUUAUAUAGCACCAUUACUAUAUGUCAUGAAGUGUGAUUGGUUUAGCUUGGUCUUUCUAUAGUGUGUUCAUCUAAUUAACUUGUCUGUAAUUUUUUUUAAAAAAAGAAAAAACAAAAAGCACUGGCCCAACCAUGAAAUUUAAGGAUGUAAAAUAAUUCUAUAGCCAACGGGGGUUAGUGUGUUCACUUACAGCCAAAACAGGUCUGCCAGCCAAAUACUAAAUUCUCAGCUGAAGCAUGAAUGCAGAGAAAUCUGCACAAAGUUUGUAAGGACAAAUGAUAUUUUAAAGUAGAAGAGUAUAAAGCCUUCAGGUACACAAAGUUUUUUCUUCAAGUUCUGAGAAGUAAUUUCAAAGCUAAAUAGGCAUAAAAUUAAAUAACCCCUCCCACCUCCCCCCCAAAAAAAGCAGAGUUAAACCUGUAACAGUUGUUCAACUUUUUCACAUAAUUAUCUGAUGGAAAAGGCAU